Molecule: messenger RNA, 14077 nt
Organism: Phyllostomus discolor (pale spear-nosed bat)
Lineage: Eukaryota; Metazoa; Chordata; Mammalia; Chiroptera; Phyllostomidae
Gene: KCTD16
Product: potassium channel tetramerization domain containing 16
Exons: 3
Coding region: 1297-2583 (428 amino acids)
Biological process (GO): protein homooligomerization; regulation of G protein-coupled receptor signaling pathway
Cellular component (GO): presynaptic membrane; postsynaptic membrane
Molecular function (GO): protein binding
Source: RefSeq, a predicted model, not a curated record
GGGCUUGUUUCGGGGCUGGGGGGAGGCGGUGGAGGUGUAAGGAGAAGAAAAGAGUAAGCAAAGGCCCUGGGAAACUACGAACUCCGCGGCCGGGCGGGGAGGGAAGCGGCGGCGCGGCGCGGCGUCCCCGCCCCAAGCCCGGAGCGCCCGGGAGUCGCGUGCCCACGGCCGGCGCGCGGCGUCCCCGUGCAGUCCCGGCAACCUGUCACCGAGGAGGACGUGACUCGGCGCUGCCUCCGCUUUCCCCAAGCCAUAUUCCUUUAAGAUGAUGUAAUAGUCAUUUCCCUGGAUGGUUUCUUGCCUGCACUGCUGAAACAACAGCAGUCCAACUGCACUGGGAACUGUGGAACCGCCCAGCUCCGUCGCCCGCCCGAGCAGCCGGAGCCCAGGACUCGCCGGUAUCUCCGCGCUUCGGCGGCGCCGGCUCCCACCCGCUCCACCGGCUCCCACCACCUCCCACCGUCUCCCAACGGCUCCCAACGACUCCCAAGGGCUCCCAACGGAUCCCAACGGCUCCCACCAGCUCCCACCUGCUCCCACCUGGCUGGGAACAUGGGAGCCCCUUCGCCCUUGCCGGCAGGUGGGAUGGCUACCUGGGACCCCAGCAGGGCACCUCUGUCUUUCUUCCUGCGUCUGGGCUUUCCGAAAAGCUACUAAGUCCUGGUACCUCUUGCAACUCGCUUCUGUUUGAACGAUUCUUGUUGAGGCUUUGAUUUUUUUUUUUUCUUCCUGGAGACGCUUUGGUUGAAUAUUUGUCUCUGCUUUUCAACCCAAUCACCUCUUAUCACCGUUUAACUUUCUUGUGACUUGCUUUAACGAGAUUGAAAGUGAAUAUAUACGUUCAUACAUGCAAAUAUACAUUUAUAUAAAUAUAUAAUCUUUUCUGAGAGCACACCUCUCUGGCACUUUCAUUAAUAGGCUCGAUGUGGCUGUGCAUUCUGACUGCUUUGCAAAUGGGCAUUUCUUCACAGGACUGAGUUUCCAGCACUCAAUAAGAUCUCUGAGUAACUGGGGACUUGGCCUGCCUUCUCUACUGAGCCCGGGGGAAGAUCGAAUGGAGAUGAGUUGAUUAUAUUCCAUGAAGUAAUAGCUUACUACCAGCCAGGGUUUAAACUACUUCACCUGUGGACUCUUCUAAAUUUUGAUUUCUUGGGGAAAAAUACAGGGGUUAGUGGAGGUCAUUUUUAAUACGUUUGCAUCCUUCUCCCUCCCUAACAAGUUGAUGUCAAGGAUAAGGCUGUGAGCUCUUUGGAUUGCACCUUCAAAUCAAAAUAGGAGGAGGAAAGGAAAGGGACAAUGGCUCUGAGUGGAAACUGUAGUCGGUAUUAUCCUCGAGACCAAGGGGCCACCGUUCCCAGCUCCUUCCCUGAGGUCAUGGAGCUGAAUGUUGGGGGACAAGUUUAUUUCACUCGCCAUUCCACCUUAGUAAGCAUCCCUCACUCCCUGCUGUGGAAAAUGUUUUCCCCAAAGAGAGACACGGCUAACGAUCUAGCCAAGGACUCCAAGGGAAGGUUUUUCAUUGACAGAGAUGGAUUCUUGUUUCGCUACAUACUGGACUAUCUCAGGGACAGGCAGGUGGUCCUGCCUGAUCACUUCCCAGAAAGAGGAAGACUGAAAAGGGAAGCCGAGUACUUCCAGCUCCCAGACUUGGUCAAACUCCUGACCCCUGAUGAAGUCAAGCAAAGCCCGGAGGAAUUCUGCCAUAGUGACUUUGAAGAUGCCUCCCAAGGAAGUGACACAAGAAUCUGCCCCCCUUCCUCACUGCUCCCUGGCGACCGCAAGUGGGGUUUCAUUACUGUGGGCUACAGGGGGUCCUGCACCAUGGGCAGAGAGGGGCAGGCAGAUGCUAAGUUUCGGAGAGUCCCUCGGAUUUUGGUUUGUGGAAGGAUUUCCUUGGCAAAGGAAGUCUUUGGAGAAAGUUUGAAUGAGAGCAGAGACCCUGACCGAGCCCCAGAAAGGUAUACCUCCAGAUUUUAUCUCAAAUUCAAGCAUCUGGAAAAGGCUUUUGAUAUGUUGUCAGAGUGUGGAUUCCACAUGGUGGCCUGUAACUCCUCCGUGACAGCAUCUUUCGUCAACCAGUAUACAGAUGACAAGAUCUGGUCGAGCUACACUGAAUACGUCUUCUACCGUGAGCCUUCCAGGUGGUCAUCCUCCCAUUGUGAUUGCUGCUGCAAGAACGGCAAGGGGGACAAAGAAGGGGAGAGUGGCACGUCUUGCAAUGACCUCUCCACCUCCAGCUGCGACAGCCAGUCUGAGGCCAGCUCUCCCCAGGAGACGGUCAUCUGUGGGCCCGUGACACGCCAGACCAACAUCCAGACUCUGGACCGCCCCAUCAAGAAGGGCCCCGUGCAGCUGAUCCAACAGUCCGAGUUGCGGCGGAAAAGCGAUCUGCUCCGGACUCUGACUUCGGGCUCCAGGGAGUCAAACAUGAGCAGCAAAAAAAAAGCUGUCAAGGAGAAGCUCUCAAUUGAGGAAGAGCUGGAGAAAUGCAUCCAGGAUUUCCUCAAGAUCAAAAUUCCAGACCGGUUCCCCGAGAGAAAACAUCCUUGGCAAUCUGAACUGUUAAGGAAGUACCAUCUAUAGGGCAGGGCUGGGGGGGGUGGGAGGAGAAACAAACCGUGUAAGCAUUUGGGAAGUCAACGUCCUAAAGGAAAUUCACAUUUGCAAAGAAAAACAACAACUGACAAUACACAUUUGUUAGAACACAAUGCCCACUGAUAUACUACUGCCUAUUUACCUGAUUCACCUUAACACGUAACUUCACAGGGUAGAUUUCUUUCCAGAUGUGGAAGUGUAAGAAAACCUUUUUUGGCCUGUUUGUUUGUUUGUUUGUUUGUUAACUUGGUCCCAUGUGCUGAGUACCUUACACGUAACGAGAACCAGCUCUAGGAAAGUAGCUGAGGGGCCUUGGGAGUCUCUUAUCCCAGACUGGCUUUUCUCUCAUCUCCUACCUCCCUCCUUUGAAUGGGAGCAUGGUAGAAAGAUAUCUGGCCUAAUGGCAUAUGUUGGAUUGUUUUCCUUUUCCUUUUCCGUUUCUUAAGGGGGGGAGGGGGGAUGGCAGAUUUGUAUGGCUUCUCAGUCCAAUCUAUGAUGUGACAGUUUCUGUGGACUCUGUAUGCCUGAGGGUUUGUGCAACGCAAGUAUAAAGAAGCAUGUACACACACACACACACACACACAGCGCACAGGAGCCCAGGGCCCAGACGGCUGACAGGGUGCCCUGCUCCCAGCAGGCACUGUCUCAGAGCCCCGCACACAGAGGAGCCUCUGCUCUUUCCUUAAAACCCUUCUGGGAAGAUUUCCCAGCCUCUCUUGGCAACACUUUCUAGCAUCAAAUAACCCUCCUCAUCCAGAAAUCGUUUUAUUUCAAAAUUAACACCCUUAGGCCCCAUUUUACUAAGUUGCUCUUUCUCUGCAAUCAGAGAGAGUGAGAAGAGCCAGUCAAACACUUUUUGUAUUAAACAAACAUUCGUAUCCACAAAACCCCCUACUCAGUGGCUGCACACUCAGCCUUCCCUACCCGGUGUAGUUCCCAGUGUGGCCUUCCCACACAGUCCACAUUAAAUUCUCUGCACUCCCAUGUAACUGUGGAAACAAGAACACCACACAGUUCACGCUUGAAUCAGGGUCCAGCCUUUUGCUUCUUUUAGAGGGAAUUGUAUUCUUCGCGCCUCCGAAUGAUCACUCGUAAGUUCGCACAACUGCAGUGCGACAUCACUGCUUUCCUGUAGACAGCUGUGUUUGCGCUGGGAUUCCGGGACUUGGCUGUGUCCAUACGAGGACUGGCUGUCAUGUCUAAACAUGCUCUCAUGUCUAAACAACUCAACCAGAUAACUGGAGCUCCAAAACUGAGGUUUUGACUUUCUAAAUUAUCUUUUGUGAUUGCAUCCUUGACCUUUAUAGACACAGCCAAAAAUAAACUUAAUAGCCAUCCAGCCAUGUGACUCUGAGUCUAUUAAUGCAUCAAUUGCUUUUCCAUAGACUUGUGGUAAAUGAAGAUUAAGAGACCAGGUUUUAUUUUUAGCAUUCCUCAUGCAUUUCAGUGGGAACUGAAAAAUAAUUGGUCAAAAAUUAUUUUUGUGCCAAGGACUCCUAAUAUUUUAAAUGGUGUGUUUGUAUGUCUGUGUAUGUAUCACAGGUAAUAAAGGCAACUGGAUGAUGUCUGUAGGGGAGGAAAUAAUGACCAAUUGCUUCCUUUGGAAAUCUUUUAUUGAUGCCUUUUUAUUAUGUAAGAGGCUCAAGCCUCUGUCUUGAUUCCUAUUAUGAGUGCCCAUUAGCACAGGCCUCUGUUUCUGAAUUUUUGUAAUUCUUGCCUUUACACCUGUGCAACAGACUCAGCCAGUGUUUCCUUGUCGUGAUGAUUUGAAUAGAGUGUAAAGUUCUACUUAAGUGAAAAAGAAGGUGUAUUGGGGAGUUGAGUCAUCAAGAGAAUUAUGAUUUAUGAGUUUAAGUGGUUUUUCUUUUAUGCAUUAAUAUAUUAGCAGACAUUUGCUCUUAACUGCAACAUAGCUUUGCAAAGCUUACCAAUAUGUCUUCAUUGUUUUCAAUGCUUCUUAACAACACAUCAAAAUACCAUCCUACUCAUAAUAAAGGAUCCUGCAAAGAAUCAAAGAACUAGUAGGUCAAGAAAAAGUUGAAUUUGAUCAAAAUACCCUCAAAUUUACUUUGGUCAAAUGACUCUUGUGACCCUCCUAGAAGUGCUGUCAGAGUCAGGCUUACCCAAAUGACCAAGGUCCCAGCCUCCUCCAAUUUCAGACCCGACUUGAGUGGCAUCGAGAUGAAGAUACCCUUGUAGGAAGUGGAGAACUAAUGUGACGGUAGUCGGCCCACUGCUUUGACUACAUACUUUAAAUAGGAAAUUACAUGCGUCAAAGAAAUUGUCAUGGCGUUAUUUCUGUCCCUUGACCUGUCAUGACUGUUUUCUGCAUAGGCACUCUGUACCCUCAGUGAACCCAACUAGGGUAGAAAAGCUGUUUAAAACAAAACAUCAUCAUCCGGCUCAGUCACUCACCCCACGUAGACCGAACGGCUAAGACCACAGGAUGCUCAUUUGCUUGGCUGCUGCUCUAGAGAUGGACGUAGGUCUGGUCAGGAAGAAAACUCAGAGGAGGCACCGAGUAAGUGGCCACCUUCAGACCGAGUGUGAGUGCAGUUGUUAAGAAGUGAUGUGUAUGCAGCCUGCGACGUGGAAAAUGAGUUCUGGGCAAGGGAGUUACGGAUUAAAUUCUCUAGCGGUAGUCACUGGGAUUCAGGUCUGUUUCCCUGAACUUAAAGUUCUUUUGAGAACUUUUAGUUCAAUUCUGGACAGAACAAUAGCGGUGGCUCCCUUCUUGAAUACUGGUUAUGACAAGGGCCGUCAGUUGCUGAUAUGAAGAAACUAAUAGCAUCCAGUAGGUCAAGUGAAUGAGGAGUCACCCAUGCGGAGACCCAGCCUGGGUUGCCUCCUGGGAAACCCUGCUGUCUAAAAUUCGGUGAACUUGAGGAGGUUGUCCCCUACAUGUGUGUGGUUCUCCUGAAGGCAGACACAUAUAUGUAUGAAGUCCUCCUGCACCUCGUCAAGAAGGGAGUGACCUGUGUUCAUCAGAAAAAGGGGAAGACAGGAGAGCAAGCCGUGAGAUCCUGUGGUAGUGUGCGCUCUCCCUCCCCUUCCCCCGCUAGGAAACAACUGCACUGAGAUGUGGGCAUAAAACGGCAAAGUGACAUGGCUUCCAAAGUGCACAGUGAUGUUAUCCUUUGUAAUUGUAGGCACCGUUAUCUUGCUGGAAGUGCAUGCGUGGCAGAUUAAAAUAAAAGGGGAACGAUGCACAAACCCUAAGUGUUCCCCUCACUCUUUCUUCCUCCCUAGCUGUGUUUACCCUGAACUGGUUCAUUUGGGGGGUGCAUAUUUAUUAAAGGGGAGUCAACAUGGGGUUUUCACUUUUCAGUCGGCCUUGUUUGGUUCUGAGGCAUCUUUCCCCGUAGGCACAGAUGUGUGUCGCUCAUUCCGGGUCCUCUGAGUUGCCACUGCUCGAGCUUCUGGAAUACUUUUGCUUUUCUGGGUUUUCAAUUCCUCUCUGAUUAUCCUUUGUCUAUGCCAAGCAAAACAUUCUCCAGUGAGAAAAUCAAAGGCAUAUAUGAUGUUUUGCAAAAUUACUUGAUUCCAGCUCCCAUGAACGGGAGCCAAACUUUGAUUCUCAUACAUUUUCCUUCACGACAGUUUCCACCUUCCCACUCUGUGGUUUCCACAGUGAAUUAACCCAGAGCACUUGAACGCUGGUAUUUCUGCCGUGCCCUGGAAGAUGUCAAGCUGUGGAAUCUGACUAACCUUGGCCUGCUAGGUGAUCUUUACUAGAAUUACCAAGACUCUUUGUGAACUCUCAGGUGGAAUUCUUUGUCACCUUCGCCUGACAUAGCAAUUUUCAAAGAAAAAAUGAAGGAGGUUAUUUUUCCCCCCAGUGACAGUCUGGAAGAUAAAUGUUUUUUUUUCCCAAUUUACAUGCUGAGUUACAGGUGCAGCAUGGACCAUUUCUCUCUCUAAUGUCUUGAUAUUGGUGGUAUCUUGCAAUCUUGAUGGCCCACUGUUUCAAUUCUUUUUUUUAUUUUCUUCUAUGUUGUCAAAAUACCACACUAGAGGAAGAAUCAGAGUGAGCAUCCUGUGUUCCAAGUUAACAUCAAGUUAGGUGUCGUUUGUGUAGGAUGACACAGUGAUUAAUGUCUGCAGAGAAGUUAGACCGGAUGAAACCUGCUGGAAUGAGUCUGAUUUAUAUUGCUUUCAUCAUUCUGGUUCCCAAUGAAGUGGUUAUUGCUCUCCACCUCUACUGAAAGAAUAGAGUCUUAAACAUUAAUAACCAUAGCGUCUCGAUGUGACCACAGAAAGUAUUUGUCUUAAAUGUCUGUUUUUCUCAUUUUGCUAUACCCAUCAGCAUGGAGGUUCUUUCUUCAGUGACCUCCAUCGCAAACUUUUUGGCAGUGUUUUUCAACCCUUGGUGUGCCCAAAAGUCACGUGUGGCACUUGUUAAAAAUUCCUAAGUCUAACCCCUGAGAGUCUUCAGAAACGUCAAGUGGGGCGAAGGUAUCUGCAUUUGGGGCUAGUAUUCUUAAUAAUUUGGAUGGGAUGGUCUGUGGACCUUACUUCGGGAAACUCUGCUAUUUUAGAGACUACACAGGGGUCAGCUUGUCUCUCACUUGCUAGUCGCACUUCCUUUCCACUACAAAUACAUCAGAGCGUGCAUUGCCUGCUAAGAGAAAAGGCCCAAAGAAGCCCACUCCAGGGCUCGGGCAGAGUGAGUUUCCCAGAUCGUUUUGCCCUUCUGUCCGUCAUCCAUAACCUCUUGUCCAUUUUGCAUGUGCUUGUACCUUUUGCUUAUUUAUUUAUUUUUACCGAACUAAAAGCCUGUAUAAAUAGUUCUGCCCCUGGGUAGAGGGGAGCACAUCUCUGAGUGAGAUGUAUCCUAAUGAUGCCCAACAGGCAAUAAAAACAAUUAACUCACCCAAGGAGAGAAGGAGAGCUCAUCUCCAGGCCCCUAGGCAGUUGGAGUCAGGAGCUGGACAGUGAUCUCUAAUUCCAUCCUGUGUGAGGACCCGUGAGGUAGGUCCAUUAUGAACAUAUGCACGUGUCACCGAUAGCACUAUACGAUGAUCAGUGGAUUUAGCUGUGUUUCACCAGUAAAAUGCUUUGAAUUGCUAUGUUUGUCCAAUUUGACUCACACAGGACUAUGAAGCUGUCAGAGAGUUGAAGACCCUGAUCCCCAACAUUAACUAAAAACUUCAAGCAAACCCUGGAGAGAGACUAAAUAUAAAAAGAGAAAUAAAGAGUGACUUCAAACCAGUAGUCAUAUUCCGUGUAUGGUGGCACAGAGUUCUGUAACUUUCUAGUCUCUCUGACAGGGGAGAUGGCCCUACCCUGACUGUUCGGACAGAAACCCUUUGGAGGGCUUCAGUGGUCUGGCUGGCUCUGUCCCCAUAACAAUAACUGGGGAGGCACCACUUUCCCUCACCCUGUAAGAAAUAGAGAACGAAUGGCUUACAUUCACGUUUGUCGAGACUGUCAAUGAAUAUUUAGAUAUCACUACUGCCCAGGGAAAGUGGACAAUGGCUAAUGAAACCAAUGAGCUUGAGCCACGAGUUCAGAUUACUUGGCCAUGAUUUCUAAAACUGUGGGGUUUGAUUCUGCUUGCCUUCCCUCUUCUACUUCCCAAGGGGGACCCCUUUACUGCCCUGGCUUUGUAACCUUUUAAAAACAUGUUCCUCUUUGUGAACAAAUUAUGUUGUUUAUUGGCUAAAGAAUUUUUGGUUCCUUAACUCUCCUUCUUCAUUGACUUUGCAAAGGUGAAGGGAAAUGUGCCCUGGCCCAGCAACUAUCAAGGGGUUGGUUUGGGGACAGGGGCGGUGAUUCUCCUGCUAAUCAGCACCUCGGGCCAACUGGAGGAUUUAGUAAGUCUCCUUUCUCCUGCAGCCUCUUCCGUCUUGUCAGUUUAUUCUUAGCAUUGACCUUUAAGGUAAUUCGCCUGCAUUUGGACAAUAAAAACCAACAUUACUCCCGACUCUCUCCCUGCUGGUGUGGACUCCAUCCAUCACAUGUGGAAGCAGGGUUGGUGCACUAGUAGCGGAGAAGGUUUGCUUUGUAAUUGCACUUAUGGGUGAACGUGUGAGCACAUGAGUGUGCAUGUACACACACAUGCAGUUUUUAGGUUGGUGGUGAGUCAGUCAUUGGCUAAGGCUGGUGGAGACAGUCUUGAGUUACGAAGUUUCACAGUUUUUAACUCAGCACAGCAGUAGCUACUGAGGGUGUUGGUCCUUGAGAAUGUUGAGUAAAGCUGAUCUCCUGAUGUGAAAUUCAAACAGGUUUCUGGGUAAAAGUCAAACUUAUUUUCAUUUGUAUAGUGAACUAGUGGUGCCUUCCUCAAAAAAAGAAAAGAAAGGAACAAGAAAGAGAAAAGGAAUGUUUUGAAAUCUAAAACAAAUUGAGGAUUCACAUGGAGCAUCUGUAGUUUCUCUCAGCUGCAGCCAGUGGUCAGGGGUUUGUGGCUGUGCGUGAGAAACAGGGACAAUGUCACUGGGUGCUGUCUCUGAUUCGGUGGGUUAUGUGCAUUUAAAGUGGUGACUGUCACAGGGGCUUGAUUUUGCAUCCCACGGGACAUUUGUCAAUGCCUGGGGAUAGUUUUGAUUGUUGUGAUGUGAGAGGUAUUACAGGCAUUGCAUGAAAAAAGACCAGGGCCGCUGUUAAACACCCCACGGUGCACAGGGGAGCCCCCACAGUGAAGGAUUAUUCAGCCCCACAUGUCAGUAGGACUGAGGUUGAGGAACCUGAGUUAAGUAAGGGUUGGCUCAAAUUUUUCAAGGCAUUCUUACCAUGUAGACAAAGACCUUUGGAUCAAGAGAUAGGAUGAAAUAGAAGAAGAAUAAUUAAUCAUUGGUACCACCUUAAAGCUGUCCAGGGUUUACCUGACAUUAAAUACAACUAUCUCUUUGUACAGGUGUAAUUUAGAGGGAGAUUUAGAGGGAGAAAUGCAUCCUUUUUUCCCGGGCUGCGGUGGUGAUGGGCAGGUCUGUGGUCUAGGUCUCAGUAUUCUGCUUCAGUCUCUUUCUGCUUCUGAAAAAUGAUAACUCAGUGGAGACAGAAACCUUCUAACAGCUAAAUGUGUUUGUUACGAAGCACAACGGGAGCACUCUCAGUUCACCUGACCCUAUCAGAGAUGUUUUGAACCUGAAUAAUGGCAAACAGAAGGUGCUCUCAGAAAUGAAACGGAUAAAAGGGAGCAACUAGGGUUAGAAGAUGCCAAUGAUUUCAUUGCCUUUAACUGCUCAUUGUGGACGUUGUUUAAGCUUAGCCCCUCACUAGCAAUAACCCUUAGAUCUUGGAAAACGUGAUCCUCUGACUCACACAGGUGGGUCCAUGUCCUCGUCUUCAAAGAUGCAAAAAGUCUAAGCACAGAUCCUGGCUACUUAGCCUUAUGUCAUGUGUAUGUACUGACUUUAUUAGGACACAAAACGUAUUUGUGUCCUAAAUAAUUUGACAUUUUUCUUUUAAUUUAUCAUACCAACCUCCCAGUGAUAGAAUAAAGGCUGGCACAUUCUAUCCCCACUGCAUACAGAGGAAACUGAGGACCCAGGGAGCUGGGUAGCAUAAAUGUAUUCAUCUGUUCAUUCAUCGAUUCAGCAGGUAUUUGCUGUGUGCAUUUGAUCCUGCAGGUCACCGCGGUGAGAUUCUGCUAGAGAAUCAAACUUGGGAUAUAGAACUUGAAUUCAAAUUGCCUAAAUCUAGACUGACAUUAUUUCCUUACGUAGUUCUGAUCAACAUUCCAGACUUAUAGUUUAAAUAUGGUUAUAAAUAAUGUAUAUUAAGGAAUUACUAUUAUGUACUGGAAACUCCACUAAGUGCUUCAUACGCCCUAGCACUGUCUGACCCAGUGAAAUAGGCCCUGUUCUCAUCCUCUUUUGCAGGUGAGGUAAAGCAUAGGUAAAGUGGCACAAAAUUCCAUGGUGGCAGGCCCAGUUUAUCCUCUGGGUUAAGCCACCCAAAGGCUGAUGGCUUAACCGCAUCGCAUCAUAACCUUUUCCUGCCACAUUUUCAUUUCUUCUCCUCCAUGCAAAAGGCAGUGAGGAAGAAUCCAGACUGACACCCUCCUGAACGUUAUUGACUAUUUUCAAUGGCAAACUCUGAUAGCAGGCAUCUCCCCAGGAAACAAAGGAAAGGCAGACUUGGAGGGGCACUUUUGCCUAGCACAAACUGUACUUUAUGGCAGGAGUCUGAUCGAGGAGCAGCAAUAUGGUAGACCAGGCAGCUGGUGAGCACGAAUACCCUGUGAAACCCAAAGCGGCCAGACAGCUUCCCCCCAGGAGGACUGCACCUGCCACCACUCGCGGUGCCGUUUCCAUGUUACCGGGGCCAAUUUCAUGAGAAGUGAAGUAGGCAGAUGUGCCUGUGUGUGUGUGUGUGUGUGUACAAGGACGUAUCUGCCAUUGUCAUCUUUUGGCUUUUUAAGCAAUCGUGGGCUUUGUUCAAGACAGGUCAGGAAUCCAGGUGUGACUGGCUGCUCCCAGCAUGUUGUCACCACUGUGCUAAGUUGGGAAAAUGAGAGACAGCUGCAGAAAAGAGGCGGCACUGAGAUAUGUGAGUGUGCACGAGAGGCGUGUAUGUGUGUGUGUGUGCGUGUGUGUUGCCUAUGUGUGUUCCUGUAGAAAAUUUUGUGUAUAUGUGUAUAUAUAUUUGUACAUCCAAAUGUAUAUAGCUAUAUCUAUACUUAUGUAUACAUACAUAAAUGAAUCUCAUAGUUUGUAACUUUGGAAUUUUGAGUUUGACAAAUGAUGAUGAUUUAUAUUUGGUUUUCUAGAUAGUUUAAUAUAGUUAUAUUUUCCAAAAUUCUCUUUAACUAGGAGUGUAUGAAUUUAUUUAUGGUACAGAAACUAUGAUUAAAAUACUUUGGUUUAACAUCUAUUGAUACAAAACCAAACAAAAGUGCAUUUGAGGAAAAGCCAAGCUCGUAAAAACUGGCUUUCUUAUUUGAAUCAUUUGUUGGAAUUUCAAACUGUGUUGCAAACAUGUUCAUUCAAAAGAAGACCCAUCCUCACUGAAUGAAUGUGAUAACGUUUAGGGGGAAAAUAAAGACAUAUAGGUCUGUGACAGCACAACUCCGAUGGCCAUCAAGCUGAUGGCACUUCACCAACACAUCGGUUCCUUCACUCUCUCCUCACUGCUUUUUACGUCAUCACUCAUGGGGGUCCCUGUAGCCCUAUACACUUUGUAGUUGGAGCUAAUGAUCUGUUUAAUUAUUUUAAACCUGUAGUAAAUAAUUUAUAACAUGUACAUUGUAAAUAUAUAUGAAAGCUCAAGGGCACAUUGUAAUAAUAACCAAACACUUUCUGAACUCCUGCAAAUCACCCUUUCAGCCUGUUUCAAACAGAUACCAUAAUAGUUGCUCAAAGAAGGAACAAAAUAGUGAAAUGAAAGAAAAUAUUAAUGAUCUAUUUUGGCAUCCUGUGGGCAUAAUGACCAAAUGACUAAAGUUUGGGUACUCUUAAGGAGACAGUAACUUAUGUUUUCAUUCAUAGUGAUGUGCUUUGCAUAUUUUGAAGACUGUGAAAAGUGUUUUUUGGUCAACCUAUGCAAACCAGAAUGUUGGCACACGAGCCCAGACCGUCAGAGCCUCAGCCCGGCUCUCCGCCCAGGGCUCCGCUGAGAGUCUGAGUGCAGAGUCCCCUCCUCCUGGGACCCGUCAGGUCGGCCCGCACAGUCAGAAGCCUCUGCAAUCUAAUCCAGCACGAUCGUUCAUUUUUUCCUCAUAAGCUCCCUGGAGAUGUGAUCUUAAAAGCGUAUGAAAGAAAAUUAAUUUCUUAGCAAUCAAAUGUUCUAAUUAGGUUUAAGAACACGUGAAGGAGGACUGGCUGUUUUUCUGCAAGUUUUGGAGCACAGAGGAAGGUUUUACAUUAUCUCUGGCUUCAGGUUCCUCUAACAUUUUCUUUUAUUUAUUUGUAAUUCCAAAGGAGAAUGUUAAAUCAGGAGAAUUUUCCUUAAAAUAUUCUGCUUAGUUUGGAAACAGACAGAUUCACUUAUUUUUGUAAUCCAUGGGGAUGUUGAGAGGGGGCGGUGCCCACCCCUCAUUACCCUGUUUCUGAUCUAAGGAAAAGGGUCCGUGAACGAGGGCGUGGCCUCGUGCUUAACGCACACAAACGCCGCGCGGGGAAGCCCGCUGAGCGUCCCGCUGGAGGCUGUUCAGGGGAUCAGCUAUGAGUGAGUCACCACUUAGAUUAGUGAUGGCACUCAGCUUGUUUCUCUUACGGGCACUUAGUCCAUGAAAUCAACUCUUUGUGUUGCCUGAAGGAAUUGGACUAAUGAUCUUAGUUGAAUUCCUGUUCCCCUCAUCAUUCAGAACCAGCUGAGCACAAACCUAACAAACACAAUAAUUGGUCCCAAUUAAAUCGACAUGUUUAAAUAUUAUCAGCACCAUCCUGGACACUCGCAAAGACCCUGUUGCUUAGGUUACAUAGAGACCUCCAAUACAAUCUGCCAGGGAGUAUCAGACUCCUCCUCCCAAGUCCGUUCCUGAUGCUGUGAAGGUGACGUCACCACACAGGGAGGAGCCUGUGUUUUGCUGGGGCCAAUACUGAGUGGUGUUCUGUUGGGGCUUUGCUCAAGUUCCUUUUCCCUGACCUCAUUCAAGUGCUUGAUGGCCUGGGUCCGUUAGCUGCACACUGAUGUAUCCCAAGUGACACCCACUGAAUUACCUCUUUUCCUUUACAAAGCAGUUCGCUUGUACAUAAGUGUAAUGUCAACUGUUUACAGGUUCUCUUUGUGUGUAAUUGUGAUAGCAGAUUUAGCUCAAACUUUAAAGGAAUCUGUUUACCGAAUGGUGUUCAAAUGAAUGUGCUUAUUGCAAUAUAAACAUCGUUAAUUCUGGACUCACACAAAUGCAUGUCUACACGUCGCCAACUCCCAGCAGCUCGGUUAUCCAGCAGUCUGUGAAUAGCAAAUAUACAUAACCUACUGUGACUCUGAUAACUCAGUGACUGUUAUUACCUUGGUAUGUAACACUGUAGAUUUUAGCCUGCUGUAUUUCUUUCUUACCUUUUUGUUUUUGCGAGAGAAACACGGUAAACGAUAGUACUACUAAUUGUCCCAAUGGAAUUGCACACCGUUUUGGUGACCAUGGGUCCACCCAAAAGGCAGCUGCCUAUUGCUGGGACAAUGGCCCUGAGCAACAGAUAAAUACAUACAUACAUAUCUAUGUUUGCAACAUCUACAAUGCUAAUUACUACCGUCUAUUCUCACUGCCAAUGGAACAAAUUACUAUUUUCUCUGGAAUCACUGAUGGACUAUAAAAACCUUAAUUUGCUAUUAACUGCUUUCCUGUUCUGUUCAGUUGUUAUAAUAUGGUAAAUGAUACAGGUGCAGUAUCAGUAUUGUAAAACUGUGUGGUAAAAACUACAAAAGUUAUUCUGUGGAUAUAUUUUAAGAGGCAGACAAGAAGAUAUAUUUCAGAUUUCUUGUGUGAAUAUAAUUACAGACAUAGGUAACUAUUUUUAUGUGUUUCCAUAAAUGACUCCAUUUCAUAUACAUUGUAAUUUAGCACUGAUCAUAAUAAAUCAUUUGGUAACAUUUA